AUGUGCCCGACAUCGCGAGGGAACGUCGAGUCCAGGCAACUUGCCCACGGCGGCGCGCUCGACUCGCAAACGAGCGAUUCACAACACAUCCGCGUCCUAGUAGCAGAGGAGUCGGCACGCGCAGAGACAGAAAGCCUUAAUAGGGAUGGCGCAGAUGACGAGGACGAUGAGCCAGUCGUGUGCGGCAAGGACGUUCCGGACGAGAGUGGCAUCGCGAACUGCUGCGACUGCUGCAGCGAACUGAAGCUCGCACACCAAAAUCUCAAGAUCAUUCGCGAGCUCAACCAUUACCAGAGAGACGAGCUCAAUAGGCUCCAGAACAUUAUCGAUGUGUUGAGGCUCGACCCGGAGCAACAAUCUCAGGCCGUCCGGGAACCAUCGCCAGUGGUCCAUCGUGAUGGCGUGUCCGUUGGCGAAGGAUGUGGCGGCACGACCUCGCACGGAUAUGGAUCUGGAAGAUCAGAUGUCAAGGUCGAACAGGGAAGAAAGAGGGCACGGCGCGAAGGCAGCUACUGA
This is a messenger RNA of Fomitopsis serialis, 516 nucleotides long. RefSeq lists its product as uncharacterized. The record is from RefSeq and is a predicted model, not a curated record. The transcript is spliced from 4 exons. Lineage: Eukaryota; Fungi; Basidiomycota; Agaricomycetes; Polyporales; Fomitopsidaceae. Bases 1 to 516 code for a protein of 171 amino acids.